AUGGUUCUUACAAAUAAACAAAAAGAGGAAUUGAAUGGAGCAAUAUUAGAUUAUUUAGAAACUUCAGGAUAUAAUACAAGUUUGGAAGAAUUUAAAAAAGAAACCAAUGUAGAGAUUGAUCCAAAGAAGAAAGGAUUAUUGGAAAAGAAAUGGACGUCUGUCAUUAGAUUACAAAAAAAGGUGAUGGAUUUGGAGGCAAAGGUUGUACAGUUGGAAGAGGAAUUGAACGCAGGCGGACGAGGAAGUGCCGCACGUCGAGGCAAGGAGGAUGCAUUGCCUCGUCCACCCGAGAAACACACACUCACAGGACAUCGUAAUUGUAUCAAUGCCGUCAGAUUCCAUCCAUCGUUUUCACUGUUGGUGUCGGCAUCUGAAGAUGCCACCAUGAAGGUAUGGGACUUUGACAGCGGAGAGUUUGAACGCACAAUGAAGGGUCACACCAAUGCAGUGCAAGACAUUGAUUUUGACAAGACGGGUAACGUCAUGGCUUCGUGUUCGGCCGACCUUACGAUUAAGCUGUGGGAUUUUCAGACUUACGACAAUACCAAAACACUUCAUGGCCACGACCACAAUGUCAGUUGUGUCAAGUUUCUCCCAAGUGGCGACCAGUUGGUCAGCUCUUCGCGUGACAAGACCAUCAAGGUGUGGGAGGUGGCUACGGGCUACUGUGUCAAGACGAUGACCGGCCACGAGGACUGGGUUCGUCGCAUCGUCGUCUCUGAGGACGGCACUUGUAUAGCUAGUUGUAGUUCGGAUCAAACUGCGCGUCUCUGGAAUUUGGCCAAGGGCGAGUGUAUAAUGACUUUUAGAGAACACAGUCAUGUCGUCGAAUGUGUUGCCUUUUCACCGGCAAACAUUGUAGAAAUUCCAGGUUCUCUCCUCUCUACUGCAGAGGGAAGAACGAGGGCUAAAGUUGGUGCUGGUGGUACUUCAUUUGGUCAAUCAGGUUAUUUGGCUACAGGUUCAAGAGAUAAAACUAUAAAGAUUUGGGAAAUUGCAACUGGUCGUUGUUUACAAACUUAUAUUGGACAUGAUAAUUGGGUAAGAUCAGUUAGAUUCCACCCAUGCGGAAAGUAUUUAUUAAGUGUUGGGGAUGAUAAAACAAUCAGAGUUUGGGAUAUUGCACAGGGAAGAUGUAUAAAAACUAUAAACGAUGCUCAUAGUCAUUUUGUAUCAUGUUUAGAUUUUUGUUCACAUAAUCCUCAUAUUGCUACAGGAGGUGUAGAUGAUGUUAUUAAAGUUUGGAAAUUAGGUUAA
Messenger RNA from Cavenderia fasciculata, 1257 nucleotides. It is a transcript of the gene lis1, whose product is annotated as putative dynein regulator. The transcript is spliced from 3 exons. The record is from RefSeq and is a predicted model, not a curated record. Gene Ontology annotation, molecular function: microtubule binding. Lineage: Eukaryota; Evosea; Eumycetozoa; Acytosteliales; Cavenderiaceae. Gene Ontology annotation, cellular component: centrosome. The coding region runs from base 1 to 1257 and encodes 418 amino acids.